Molecule: messenger RNA, 3213 nt
Organism: Diachasma alloeum
Lineage: Eukaryota; Metazoa; Arthropoda; Insecta; Hymenoptera; Braconidae
Product: glutamate receptor ionotropic, kainate 2
Exons: 19
Coding region: 1-3069 (1022 amino acids)
Cellular component (GO): postsynaptic membrane; plasma membrane
Molecular function (GO): glutamate-gated receptor activity
Source: RefSeq, a predicted model, not a curated record
AUGGCACUUCUGUUUGUCGUUAUCGUUAUUCUCGUUACAACUGCAAUGUCACUGCCGCCUGUCAUACGAAUUGGUGCAAUAUUCACUGAAGAUCAAAAGGACAGUCCCUCCGAGUUGGCCUUCAAGUACGCAGUCUACAGAAUAAACAAGGACAAGAGCCUGCUGCCGAACACAACCCUCGUCUACGACAUCCAGUAUGUGCCGAAGGACGACUCCUUCAGAACAUCAAAGAAAGCCUGCAAACAACUAUCGAGAUCGGUCCAGGGUAUAUUCGGUCCAUCGGACCCACUAUUAGGCGCCCACAUUCAGAGUAUAUGCGAAGCCCUUGACGUACCACACUUGGAGGCACGAAUGGACUUUGAGCCAACUUUCAAAGAGUUCAGUAUAAAUCUCUAUCCAUCUCAGGAUCAUCUGAAUAAGGCAUUCAAGGAUCUCAUGUCCUUUCUCAAUUGGACGAGAGUUGCUAUAAUCUACGAGGAAAAUUAUGGUCUAUUCAAGCUUCAGGACCUGGUUAAGUCACCGCCAACCACACGCACUGAGAUGUACAUACGUCAGGCUGGUCCUGGCUCCUACCGUCAAGUACUUCGUGAGAUCAGGCAGAAGGAGAUUUACAAGCUCAUUAUAGAUACCGAUCCUCUGCACAUGCAGCAGUUCUUCAGAGCGAUUCUGCAGCUACAAAUGAACGACCACCGUUACCACUACAUGUUUACCACAUUCGAUAUCGAGACAUUCGAUCUAGAGGAUUUCAAGUACAACAGUGUAAACAUGACUGCCUUUCGGCUAGUCGAUCUCGAGGAGCCGCGGAUAGCCGAGGUUUUGAGGCAGAUGGAGCGAUUCCAGCCGAUUGGACAUGCCAUUCUCAAUCGAACUGGAAUUAUCCAGGCAGAACCGGCGCUUGUCUACGACAGCGUUCAAGUUUUUGCUCAUGGGCUUUCCUCCCUCGAUCGCAGUCACGUACUCCGACCGAUGAACUUAUCCUGCGAUAGGGAAGAGCCCUGGGAUGACGGCCUGUCUCUUUACAACUACAUAAACGCGGCGGGAAUUCACGGCUUAACGGGCCACAUAGAAUUCAACGAGGGUAAGCGCAACAACUUCAAACUCGAUCUUUUGAAGUUGAAAAAAGAGGAGCUAGUGAAGGUGGGCGAGUGGCGACCAGGGCAGGGGGUCAAUGUCACGGACGUCAACGCUUUCUACGAGACAACAGCAACGAAUAUAACGCUAGUUGUCAUGACCCGCGAGGAGAGACCGUACGUCAUGGUGAAAGAGGACAAAAAUUUAACUGGAAAUGCGAGAUUCGAGGGAUUUUGCAUUGACUUGCUAAAAUGGAUUGCCGGACAAGUGGGCUUUCAGUACGCCAUUCGGCUUGUUCCUGAUCACAUGUAUGGAGUGUACGAUCCAGAGACCAAAGAGUGGAAUGGAAUUGUUCGGGAAUUAAUGGAAAAGAGAGCAGAUUUAGCUGUGGCUUCCAUGACCAUUAAUUAUGCAAGGGAGAGUGUAAUCGACUUUACGAAACCCUUCAUGAACCUUGGGAUUGGAAUUCUCUUUAAGGUGGCUAAACGUCCACCCAGUAGACUCUUCUCGUUCAUGAAUCCCCUUGCCGUGGAGAUUUGGUUGUCAAUGCUGGGCGCCUAUCUUAUGGUGUCCGUUACUAUAUGGAUUGUCGCGAGAAUGUCGCCUUAUGAGUGGGUUGAGCCACCUCCGUGCCCUAGCUGCAAGUGCCCUCUGCAGGGGAGCCACGUGAGUGCCUUGGAGCCGGAGAGCGAUGACAUCCCAUUGCCAAGAACAGUCAACGAUUUCAGCCUUGCCAACAGUUUCUGGUUUGCAGUUGGAACUUUAAUGCAACAGGGGAGUGACCUCAAUCCCAAGGCAACCAGUACGAGAAUAGUGGGUGGAAUAUGGUGGUUCUUCACACUGAUAAUUAUAUCGUCGUACACUGCCAACCUCGCUGCCUUUCUCACGGUCGAGAGAAUGAUAACGCCAAUUGAAAAUGCCGCUGACUUGGCUGAACAAACGGAGAUCACUUACGGUACGCUUGAAGGGGGAAGCACAAUGACGUUUUUCAGGGAUUCGAAAAUAGGAAUCUACCAAAAAAUGUGGAGAUUUAUGGAAUCCCGAAGAUCUACUGUAUUCGUCUCAACCUACGAGGAGGGAAUAAAGCGAGUUUUGGAGGGGAAUUAUGCAUUCCUGAUGGAAUCGACAAUGCUGGACUACGCAGUCCAACGAGAUUGCAAUCUAACGCAAAUCGGUGGCCUCUUGGACAGCAAGGGCUACGGCAUAGCGACCCCAAAAGGUUCACCGUGGAGAGACAAGAUAUCACUGGCUAUUCUCGAGCUACAGGAGAAGGGAGUUAUACAAAUACUGUACGACAAAUGGUGGAAGAAUACCGGUGACGUUUGCAACAGGGAUGAAAAGAGUAAAGAGAGCAAGGCAAAUGCACUUGGGGUUGAGAAUAUCGGGGGUGUCUUCGUCGUUCUACUCUGCGGACUGGCGCUUGCGAUUCUCGUGGCGAUCCUCGAGUUCUGCUGGAAUUCGAAAAAACACGCGCAGUCCGAUCGGUCUCUGUGUGCCGAGAUGGCCUCGGAGUUGCGGUUCGCAUUACGCUGCGGUUCACAGCAGCGUCGACUUACCAAAACCAGAAAUGCCGAGGGUGAUGUGACAACAACUGUAACCUGUACCAGGUGUAGUCCACCGUCUACGUCAUUGCUACGUAGCAGACGAUGCUUCAGUCAUGAAGAAACCACUUACAUGCCAAGCAUCGAUAUACCGAGAUUAAAUGCAGGAAGUUGGUGCGCUACCGAUGACAGAGAUGAAGAAAUCAUUGAGCUUCGAUCAAGUGGGGACAUGCCGUGGCGGGAACACCUAGCACAGGCCUCACCAUCAUCAUCAACAGGGCCAAUCCCAGCAACAGACACCACCACCACCGUCUGUGUGCAGGGCAACACCAACGCACACACGUCACUGUCACUGCCACUCACAUUCUCACAGUCACAGUCAUUCGCACAAACAUCAGUUACCACCGCCGAGGCAGAGGAGAGCCUCAUCGGGCAUCAGUUUAGGCCAAGGAGGUGACCACCCUGAAAGCAUCCUAUGGAGAUUCGACUGCGACCUAGCGGGUGAGCCAGACGUAGUGAUAUCCCCCCCUCCCCCACCGCCGCCACCAUCCGCCGCCGUAUCAAGAACGACAACCCUUUGACCAAUACUCGAGGAGGUGCC